Pseudozyma flocculosa PF-1 is the source of this 3621-nucleotide messenger RNA. RefSeq lists its product as uncharacterized. The coding region runs from base 1 to 3621 and encodes 1206 amino acids. The transcript is spliced from 3 exons. The record is from RefSeq and is a predicted model, not a curated record. Gene Ontology annotation, cellular component: cytoplasm. Gene Ontology annotation, biological process: pyruvate metabolic process; gluconeogenesis. NCBI's taxonomy places the organism in Eukaryota, Fungi, Basidiomycota, Ustilaginomycetes, Ustilaginales, Ustilaginaceae. Gene Ontology annotation, molecular function: ATP binding; metal ion binding; pyruvate carboxylase activity.
AUGGCUGACGACACCAUCGCAGGGCCCAAGGCUCAGCCUCGCACCACCUUCAUCGACACGUUCGAGAGCCAGCCGGGAACCCCCGGCGACAGGACCGGCCAUGUCUUUCCCUCGAUCAACAAGAUCCGCUCCGGUCUCGGCGGCGAGGGUCCCGGCCCGCUCAAGAAGCUCAUGGUGGCCAACCGCGGCGAGAUUGCCAUCCGCAUCUUCCGCACUGCCCACGAGCUCGCCAUGAAUACCGUCGCCCUCUACAGCUACGAGGACCGCAUGAGCGCCCACCGCUACAAGGCGGACGAGGCCUACCAGGUCGGCGCCGGCCUCGCACCCGUCUCGGCCUACCUGGCCAUCGACGACAUUGUCAGGAUCGCCCUCGAGCACAAGGUCGACAUGAUCCACCCGGGCUAUGGCUUCCUCUCCGAGAACCCCGAGUUUGCGCGCAGGGUUGAGGCGGCGGGCAUCGCCUUUAUCGGCCCCAGGCCAGAGACGAUCGACGGCCUCGGCGACAAGACAAAGGCGCGCGACCUGGCGCGCGACGCCGGCGUCCCCAUCGUUCCCGGCACGCCCGGUCCGAUCGCCAGCUACGAGGCGGCGAAGCCCUUUGUCGAGGAGGUCGGCUUCCCCGUCAUCAUCAAGGCCGCCAUGGGCGGUGGUGGACGCGGCAUGCGCGUCGUCCGAAAGAUGGAGGAGUUCCAGGAGGCGUUUGACCGCGCCGUCUCGGAAGCGCGCUCGGCGUUCGGCGACCCGACCGUCUUCAUCGAGCGCUUCCUCGACAGGCCCCGCCACAUCGAGGUCCAGCUGCUGGCCGAUGGCGAGGGCAACGUGGUGCACCUCUUCGAGCGCGACUGCUCCGUCCAGCGAAGGCACCAGAAGGUCGUCGAGGUGGCCCCGGCCUCGAACCUCAAGGACGAGGUGCGCCAGGCCAUUCUCAACGACGCCGUCAAGAUCGCCCGCACCGCCGGCUACCGCAACGCCGGCACUGCCGAGUUCCUCGUCGACCAGCUCGGCCGCCACUACUUUAUCGAGAUCAACCCGCGUCUGCAGGUCGAGCACACCAUCACCGAGGAGAUCACCGGCAUCGACAUUGUCGGCGCCCAGAUCCAGAUCGCCGCCGGUGCGACGCUGGCCGACCUCGGGCUGAGCCAGGAGUCGAUCCAGAAGCGCGGCUCGGCCAUCCAGUGCCGAAUCACGACCGAGGACCCGGCCGCCAGCUUCCAGCCCGACACGGGCAGGAUCGAGGUGUACCGCUCGGCGGGCGGCAACGGCGUCCGCCUCGACGCCGGCUCGGGCUUCGCGGGCGCCCAGAUCACGCCGCACUACGACUCGCUGCUGGUCAAGGUCACCUGCCGCGGCGCCACGUACGAGGUGGCGAGGCGCAAGAUGCUGCGCGCGCUCGUCGAGUUCCGCAUCCGCGGCGUCAAGACCAACAUUCCCUUCCUCUUCCGCCUCCUCACCCACGACUCAUUUGCCACCGCCAGCACCUGGACGACGAUGAUCGACGACACCCCGGAGCUCUUCAACCUGGUCCAGACCAAGAACCGCGCCCAGAAGCUGCUCGCCUACCUCGGAGACAUCGCCGUCAACGGCAGCUCGAUCAAGGGCCAGAUUGGCGAGCCCGGCCUCAAGGACGAGAUCCAGAUCCCCACCUUCUCGGACCCCAAGGACCCCUCGAAGCGUCUCGACACCAGCCAGCCCUGCACCGAGGGCUGGAGGAACAUCAUCGUCCGCGAGGGUCCCGAGGCCUUUGCCAAGGCCGUCCGUGCCUACAAGGGCACGCUCAUCAUGGACACCACCUGGCGCGACGCCCACCAGAGCCUGUUCGCCACCCGCCUCCGCACCAUCGACAUGGUCAACAUCGCCAAGGAGACCAGCCACGUGCUCAAGAACGCCUUCAGCCUCGAGUGCUGGGGCGGCGCCACCUUCGACGUCGCCAUGCGCUUUUUGUACGAGGACCCGUGGGAGCGCCUGCGCAAGCUGCGCAAGCUGGUGCCCAACAUCCCGUUCCAGGCGCUGGUGCGCGGCGCCAACGCCGUCGGCUACACCGCGUACCCGGACAAUGCCAUCUACGAGUUCAGCAAAAAGGCCGUCGAGUGCGGCCUCGACAUCUUCCGCGUGUUUGACUCGCUCAACUCGCUCGACUCGCUCAAGCUGGGCAUCGACGCCGCCAAGAAGGCGGGCGGUGUGGCCGAGGGCACCAUCUGCUACACGGGCGACAUUGCCAACCCGGCCAAGCAUCCCAAGUACACGCUCGAGUACUACCUCGACCUCACCGACGAGCUGGUCAAGACGGGCAUCCACAUCCUCGGCAUCAAGGACAUGGCCGGCCUGCUCAAGCCGACGGCGGCCAAGAUGCUCGUCGGCGGCAUCCGCAAAAAGUACCCGGACCUGCCGAUCCACGUGCACUCGCACGACACGGCCGGCAUCGCGCUCUCGAGCAUGCUGGCGUGCGCCGAGGCGGGCGCCGACGUCGUCGACGUGGCCAUCGACAGCAUGAGCGGCCUCACCUCGCAGCCCUCGAUGGGCGCGCUGGUCAGCGCCCUCGAGCAGACGGGCCUCGGCGCCGGCAUCCGCCACGAGGACAUCCAGAACCUCAACCUCUACUGGAGCCAGGUGCGACAGCUCUACCAGUGCUUCGAGGCCAACGUCAAGGCGUCCGACUCGAGCGUCUUUGACCACGAGAUGCCCGGCGGCCAGUACACCAACCUGAUGUUCCAGUCGCAGCAGCUCGGCCUCGGCACCCAGUGGAACGAGAUCAAGAACGCCUACAUCCAGGCCAACAAGCUGUGCGGCGACAUUGUCAAGGUCACGCCCUCGUCCAAGGUCGUCGGCGACUUUGCCCAGUUCAUGGUGGCCAACAAGCUCGACGCCAAGGCCGUCGAGGAGCGCGCCGACAAGCUCGACUUCCCCAGCUCGGUCAUCGAGUACUUCCAGGGCUUCCUCGGCACCCCGCCCGGCGGCUUCCCCGAGCCGCUGCGCACCAAGAUCAUCCGCGACAAGAAGCGCGUCGAGGGCAGGCCGGGCGCCUCGAUGACCCCCAUCGACUUUGCCAAGGUCAAGAAGGACCUCACGGCCAAGUACGGCCGCUCGAUGUCGACCACCGACGCCAUCAGCUACGUCAUGUACCCCAAGGUGUUUGAAGAGUUCCAGGACUUCCUUGAGCAGUACGGCGACCUGAGCAACCUGCCGACGCGUUACUUCCUCGGCAAGGCGCAGCCCGGCGAGGAGAUCCACGCCUACAUCGACCGCGGCAAGCUGCUCAUCGUCAAGCUGCUCGCCGUCGGCGCCCUCAACACGGGCACGGGCCAGCGCGAGGUCUUCUUUGAGCUCAACGCCGAGCCGCGCGCCCUCACCAUCGAGGACCGCUCGGCCGCCGUCGAGACCGUCACCCGCGAGAAGGCCUCGUCCGACCCGGGCAGCGUCGGCUCGCCGCUCGCCGGUGUCGUCGUCGAAAUCCGCGCCAAGGAGGGCCACCAGAUCAAGGCUGGCGACCCGCUCUUCAUCAUGAGCGCCAUGAAGAUGGAGACGGUCGUCUCGGCACCCGUCGGCGGCCACGUCAAGCGCGUCACCGUCAGCCAGAACGACUCGGUGUCGCAGGGCGACCUCCUCGCCGAGAUCGAGCACUAG